UAAUUUACAAAUUUGGAGGGAAAACUCGUUGAAGGCGAGGGAGUCUCCAUGGAAUAGCAAUGGCCUACUUCAAUCUUCUGUUACAAAAAUGUUCUUCCUUCUCCCAAAUCAAGCAACUCCAAGCAAACCUUAUCAUCAAUGGCGAUUUUCACUUCUCUUCCUCUCGCACUAAGCUUCUCGAGCUUUGCGCCAUUUCCUCAUUCGGCGACCUUUCUUAUGCCCUCCAUAUUUUUCGCUACAUCCCUUACCCUUCCACCAACGAUUGGAACGCCGUUAUUCGCGGCACUGCCCUGAGCUCCGAUCCCGCGAAUGCCGUUUUCUGGUACAGGGCAAUGGCUGCGUCAAAUGGGCUUCACAGAAUUGAUGCUCUCACAUGCUCUUUCGCGCUCAAAGCUUGUGCCCGCGCUUUGGCUCGUUCUGAAGCGAUCCAAUUACAUUCGCAGCUUCUACGAUUUGGUUUCAACGCUGAUGUUCUCCUGCAGACUACAUUGCUUGAUGCGUAUGCGAAAAUUGGGGAUCUCGAUCUUGCCCAGAAACUGUUCGAUGAAAUGCCGCAGCCAGAUAUUGCUUCGUGGAACGCGUUGAUUGCUGGGUUUGCUCAGGGGAGUCGGCCAGCUGAUGCUAUAAUGACGUUCAAGAGAAUGAAGGUGGAUGGAAAUUUGAGACCCAAUGCAGUGACUGUUCAAGGUGCUCUGUUGGCCUGUUCACAAUUGGGUGCUUUGAAAGAAGGGGAAAGUGUUCAUAAAUAUAUUGUAGAGGAGAAGUUAAAUAGUAAUGUGCAGGUUUGUAAUGUCGUUAUUGACAUGUAUGCUAAAUGUGGAUCUAUGGAUAAAGCUUAUUGGGUGUUUGAGAACAUGAGGUGUGACAAAAGUUUGAUCACAUGGAAUACAAUGAUAAUGGCCUUUGCAAUGCAUGGCGAUGGCCACAAAGCAUUGGAUCUUUUUGAAAAGUUGGGUCGAUCUGGAAUGUCCCCUGAUGCCGUAUCAUAUCUAGCUGUGCUAUGCGCCUGCAACCAUGCAGGGCUUGUAGAGGAUGGGCUUAAGCUGUUCAAUUCAAUGACACAAAGGGGGUUGGAACCAAAUAUAAAGCAUUAUGGUUCCAUGGUUGAUUUAUUAGGUCGAGCGGGGCGUCUCAAAGAAGCUUAUGACAUUGUAAGUUCACUGCCUUUCCCUAAUAUGGUACUCUGGCAAACAUUGCUUGGUGCUUGCAGGACAUAUGGGGAUGUAGAAAUGGCAGAACUGGCAUCAAGGAAGCUAGUAGAGAUGGGAUUUAUUAGUUGUGGGGAUUUUGUUUUAUUAUCGAAUGUGUAUGCUGCUCGUCAGAGAUGGGAUGAUGUCGGGAGAGUUAGGGACGCUAUGAGAAGAAGGGAUGUGAAGAAGACACCAGGAUUUAGUUACAUAGAAAUAAAAGGUAAGAUGUACAAAUUUGUAAAUGGUGAUCAAAGCCACUCAAGUUGCCGUGAGAUUUAUGCUAAGCUCGAUGAGAUCAAUUUGAGGAUCAAAGCCUAUGGAUAUUCAGCUGAUACGAGCAAUGUGUUGCAUGAUAUUGGCGAUGAGGACAAGGAGAAUGCACUGUGUUAUCACAGUGAGAAGCUCGCCGUGGCUUUUGGAUUGACUUGUACUGAAGAAGGGACCCCAAUUCAAGUGAUUAAGAAUUUAAGGAUUUGUGGGGAUUGUCAUGUUGUUAUUAAACUAAUAUCGAAGAUUUAUAUCCGAGAAAUCAUUGUAAGAGACAGAACUCGAUUCCAUCGAUUUAAAGAAGGUUUGUGUUCUUGCAAAGAUUAUUGGUGAUACUUAUUCACUCAAUAAUUCUAAAAUCGAGACGAAGGUCUCUUGGAAAAUGUCCCAUGUCUCCGGCGUAGGAACAUAUUCUUUCAUCGCGUCAAAGUCCAAGGGGCAGCAAAAGUUUCAAUUUAGAGGUUUGAACUCAAAACCUUGGAUGUGUCUCCAAACAUCUUCAACUCUUACACCAAGAUUCUCUUGGAGAGUAGAACAACGGCUAUCUUUUUUGAAAAAAUGAAAUACCAUUUUUGGGAGGAGGGAGUGAGAUCUUUAAUCAAAUGCCUUCUAUGAUGCAUCUCGCCUCUUGGUUAUAUGUUCAUUAGACUAGUUUAAUGUAAUACGACCAUUUCUGGCUGCAAGGUCUUUUAGGCAUGGAGUGAAUGCACUUCAAAAUGGUAUCAGGCCCGUCUUAUUCUAUCUUUAAUGCUUCCAAAGCUCCAAAAUCUAGUUCGAAAAGUAUGCAUGUUAACCCUGCACUUGCAGGACUGUUAUUGUUGUUGCUUAAUCACUUUGAUGAUGAUAGCCAAAGUGAAAGAAUUGAAGAGGCGGGCAGCAGUCCAGAAAUCUAACCAAUGCCAAGGAUAAUCAUGACCCUAGAUCUGGCGUAUGGGGCUAGUUGAGACAGAGGAAGAAAGCAGCUGAGAAUAUUGAAUCUCAAACUGGAUCAAGCUCUUUCAUUAGAAUCUCAUCCGGAAAAGUGGAAAUGGACAACUACAAUGUGCAGUGAAUCUGGUAAGUCCUUGUUCAUUAAGCUUGAAUCCUGACUGGGAACCAUCGAUCUAAAGAUAAAAUUGAGGGUUAGUUGAUUAUUUAGGCUUCAGAACCAUUCUGUUUUUAUUAAAAACUUUUUAAUAGGUAGCUUGUAGAAUCCACUUUUAUUUAUAAUUAGCUUUUCACUUC
This is a messenger RNA of Cucumis sativus (cucumber), 2681 nucleotides long. RefSeq names its product pentatricopeptide repeat-containing protein At1g34160. The coding region runs from base 60 to 1790 and encodes 576 amino acids. Gene Ontology annotation, molecular function: zinc ion binding; RNA binding; protein binding. The record is from RefSeq and is a predicted model, not a curated record. Lineage: Eukaryota; Viridiplantae; Streptophyta; Magnoliopsida; Cucurbitales; Cucurbitaceae. The transcript is spliced from 2 exons. Gene Ontology annotation, biological process: RNA modification.